This is a messenger RNA of Ahaetulla prasina, 2773 nucleotides long. RefSeq names its product 3-hydroxyanthranilate 3,4-dioxygenase (gene HAAO). Gene Ontology annotation, cellular component: cytoplasm. The transcript is spliced from 10 exons. NCBI's taxonomy places the organism in Eukaryota, Metazoa, Chordata, Lepidosauria, Squamata, Colubridae. Gene Ontology annotation, biological process: 'de novo' NAD+ biosynthetic process from L-tryptophan; quinolinate metabolic process. The record is from RefSeq and is a predicted model, not a curated record. Gene Ontology annotation, molecular function: 3-hydroxyanthranilate 3,4-dioxygenase activity; iron ion binding. The coding region runs from base 50 to 913 and encodes 287 amino acids.
CCUAGUAAGUUUGUGUAUCAAUUCCUUUGGAGCAUAUUGCUAUCGACUCAUGGAGAACACACUUGUGAAUGUAAAGAAAUGGGUAAAAGAAAACAAAGGUGCUUUUCUGCCUCCAGUAUGCAAUAAGCUUAUGCAUCACCGACAGCUCAAUAUAAUGUUUGUUGGUGGACCAAACCAACGGAAAGAUUACCAUAUUGAAGAAGGAGAAGAGUUGUUUUACCAGCUGCAGGCAGACAUGUGCCUGAAGAUAAUAGAAAAUGGAAAACACAAGGAUAUCCACAUUAAAGAAGGAGAGAUGUUUCUUUUACCAGCCAGGAUUCCACAUUCUCCACAAAGGUAUGCAAACUCUGUGGGACUGGUCAUUGAAAGGAGAAGAUUAGAAACAGAAACUGAUGGACUGAGAUAUUAUGUUGGAGAAUCAACAGAUGUCCUUUUUGAAAGAUGGUUUUACUGUGAGGAUCUUGGUAUACAACUUAUUCCAAUAAUUCAAGAAUUUUUCAGUUCAAUGCAGUAUCAAACUGGAAAACCCAAUCCAGAUGAAAUCGUAAGAGCAAUUCCUUUCCCACUAAAUGAUGUCACAGUCAUGGAUCCUUUUUCUUUGCAAGAUUGGCUGAAUGAUUACCGAGAAAAUAUAGCUCUGAAACAAUCCUUGAGUCUUUUUGGAGACAACUUUGAAACAGAGGUUAUAAUAUUCGGACCAGGAAUAACUGAAGAGGGAGGAAAGAAUGCAGAUAUAUGGAUAUGGCAGAUGGAAGGUGCAUCUUUUGUUACUAUUGAUAGAAAAAUCCUGACUUUAAGGGCCGGAGACAGCCUUCUUGUCCCAGUGCAAACUAAGUUUCACUGGAUGAGAGAUGAAGGAUCCAUUGCUCUUUCUGUUGUUCAGAAUCCGGAGAGGAAGAGACCCUAUGUCUGAGUUUGGUAUCCAUAUUCUGCUCUCAAGAAUUAUUAAUACAAUUCUCUUUAAAUACAAAAAGUGUCUGUGUUCUGCUCGUUUUAGAACUUUGAAAAUAUAAUGUAAAUGUAUUUCCUGGAACUGAGUGCAACUUGAGUUGUAUGUGUGUGUAGAAAUGCUGCCUAACCUAAAAGGCAAGUAUGUUCAUAAAUGUUCAGGACAUAACUAUGAAUAAUUUGUAGUCAUGAAAGUUAUAUAUUAUGCACAGAACCAGAUGUUCAUUACCAAUAUCAGCAUCUUAGUAUAAACAGGAAGCAGUGCUAGUAUGUUAUAUCUCACUUGUGGUCUCACUGGUGUCUGGUUGGUUACUAUACGUAGAGACUGUUCUGCUCCAGCAAAGUCUUUCUUAGAUUCCUGUCAAGGUUGAGUCAGCUUCCAUCCUUCUGAGGUCAGUAAAAUGAGGACCCAGAUUGUUGGGGCAAUAUUCUGACUCUGUAAACUGCUUAGAGAGGGUUGUAAAGUACUGUGAAGCAGUAUAUAAGUGCUAUUGCUAUCCUGGUUUUUUGCAGCUGUUUGCAUCCAGAAAAUUUGCUUUAAAGUUCAGAGUUACAGACUUUUUAAAAUGUGCACAGUCCACAAUGAAAUUCUUUGUCAUUACAGAGGCAUAAAGAGAAUAAAAUCACUAUUGGUAGUGUUUUCCUUAUUUAAACCUUAGGAAGAAAUGGGAAAUUCAGACCAUUCUUUGAAAAAGUGAAUGAAUGAUGAAAGGUGCUGUUCUAAGUCACAUUCAUGGCCGCUUAUUUGGGAAGCUAUAAAUGGGGAUUGGAUGGGUUCAUAAAAGAUUAAUUUAUUCUGAUGAUUGCAUGUUAUCUCCAACAUUAGAUGGAGCAGGUUUGUUCUUUCAUAAGAUUCUGAUACACAGUAAUAGGCUUCUAUCAGUGGACAGAAUGCUGAGAUCUUUCUUGACAGUGCAAGAAAUUUUGCCUCUGUAAAAUAAGUUUGGUUGAAUGAAAAAAGAGCAAAAUGGAGUACAGUUAUCUCAAUGAAUCUCCAAAUAAGUCUCUGCCUCUGCAAAAUGGCCAGCAAAAUGGCCAGCAUACAAUAUAAUGAAUGAAUCAAUCAAUGAAUCAAUGAAUCAAUGAAGCACAAAGUAGAGUUAAAACUCCAUAACCAACAGCAUCUUCUUCCUCUGGGCCAAGAUCAAAGAGAGAUAUACUUGGAAGAGCCAUCCAUCUAAAGCCUAUCCUAGGUUUUGUUGGAACCAGAGCCAGUUUUAUGAAGAACAUGUAAGAAAUAACACAAUUCAGGAGCCAAAAUAGCAUCUUUCCCUUGCUGUGGGCUGUAUUUCAUACCAAUUGUUCAAACUGAGCCCAGAGGAAAAAGAAGCUAAGCCAUCAUUCCAAGAUGUCUCUAUCCCCAUUUAUCCCUAAUAGCCUGCAUUCUCAGUAUUAUAUUGUAACUCAGAGAGUUGCAGUAGAAUUGGGAAAUAAAUGGAUUUGGUAGAAAGUGGUAAUGAAUUGCAAAGCUAGACAAAAAGGCUGAAUGUUAAAAACUAAUUGCUCAGGGACAUGUAAUUGGAAAGAAUCAGAAGUAGAGGGAACAGAACAGACAUAAAUAAAUGUAAAGAAUUCAUGGGAAAAGCUACAGGUUUUUUUAGUAAAUAGCAUUAAGCCUGCAAGGAAUUCAGACUUGAGUACUUCUGAAAAGGAAGAGAAUUCUUUUCCUGAAAAAUUGAGAAAAAAGCUAGGUAUUGGAAAGGGUACUGUAAUGUAUUUGAACUUUAGGAGGGAAAUUUGGGCGGGAACAUGCACGUUGCUGAUUGGCUGAUGCCUCAGCCAAAAUACUAUUUAAAGAGGGGUUUUGCCUGUUGGCUUUUGCUGG